This is a messenger RNA of Myotis lucifugus (little brown bat), 435 nucleotides long. RefSeq names its product colony stimulating factor 2 (gene CSF2). The record is from RefSeq and is a predicted model, not a curated record. Lineage: Eukaryota; Metazoa; Chordata; Mammalia; Chiroptera; Vespertilionidae. Bases 1 to 435 code for a protein of 144 amino acids. Gene Ontology annotation, biological process: immune response; myeloid cell differentiation. Gene Ontology annotation, molecular function: growth factor activity; granulocyte macrophage colony-stimulating factor receptor binding; cytokine activity. Gene Ontology annotation, cellular component: extracellular region. The transcript is spliced from 4 exons.
AUGUGGCUGCAGAACCUGCUGUUCCUGGGCACUGUGGUUUGCAGUAUCUCCGCACCCACCCACCCACCCAGCCCCGUCACCCGGCCCUUUCUACAUGUGGAAGCCAUUAACGAAGCCCUGAGCCUUCUGAAACGGAGCAAUGACCCUGCUGCUGUGAUGGAUGAAACAGUAGAAGUCAUCUCUGAAGUGUUUAACCCCCAGGAGCCGACAUGCCUGCAGACCCGCCUGGAGGUGUUUACGAAGGGCCUUCGGGGCAGCCUCACCAGGCUCAAGGGCUCCUUGACCUUGAUAGCCAGCCACUACAGGCAGCACUGCCCCCCUACCCUGGAAACUUCCUGUGCAAUCCACAACACCACUUUCGAAAUUUUCAAAGAGAACCUGAAUGAUUUUCUACUUAUCACCCCCUUUGACUGCUGGAAGCCAGUCCAGAAGUGA